Nicrophorus vespilloides is the source of this 1265-nucleotide messenger RNA. RefSeq names its product glutamine--fructose-6-phosphate aminotransferase [isomerizing] 2-like. Gene Ontology annotation, molecular function: L-glutamine:D-fructose-6-phosphate transaminase (isomerizing) activity; carbohydrate derivative binding. The record is from RefSeq and is a predicted model, not a curated record. Lineage: Eukaryota; Metazoa; Arthropoda; Insecta; Coleoptera; Silphidae. Gene Ontology annotation, biological process: UDP-N-acetylglucosamine metabolic process; fructose 6-phosphate metabolic process; carbohydrate derivative biosynthetic process.
AGUGUUGUCAUAAGCUCGUUUCGUUCAGUGUUCGAGAGUUUGUGUUCCACGUAACGUGAAUCGCGAUCGUGUGUAUAUAUUCCCCUCGAUCUUCUUAUUCUUCGUACAAAUUAUUUUUUUUUUGUACAUACAUUUGUUUACCGAGUUUCUUUUUCCGCAGUUGUUAAGUGAAACGCAGAGGCUUAAACAUGUGCGGAAUUUUCGGUUACAUUAACUAUCUGACUCCCAAGAGCAGGAAAGAGAUCCUCGAGCUUCUGGUCAACGGACUGAAGCGGUUGGAAUACCGUGGAUAUGACUCCGCAGGUGUCGCCAUCGAUGGCCCAGACAACAAAGACGUGGCCUUGAUCAAGAACACCGGCAAAGUUCAAAUGCUGCAGACGAAAAUCGAGAACCAGAGCGCAGAUCUGCAGAUGGAGGAGAAGAUCGAGACCCAUUGCGGGAUCGCUCAUACCCGUUGGGCGACCCACGGUGUGCCCAACGAGGUCAACUCGCAUCCUCACCGCUCCGACGACAAUCACUCCUUCGUGAUCGUCCACAACGGCAUCGUGACCAACUACAGGGAAGUCAAGGUCUUCCUCCAGAAGAAGGGAUACUACUUCGAGAGCGACACCGACACCGAGGUCAUCGCCAAGCUGAUCCUGAUGUUCUACAAGGAACAUCCGACCUACUCGUUCAGGGAACUGGUCGAGCAAGUCGUCCAGCAAUUGGAAGGAGCUUUCGCCCUGUGCUUCAAAUCGAAGCAUUUCCCAGGCGAAUGCGUCGCCACCCGCAGAGGAUCUCCUCUCCUCGUCGGAAUCAAGACCAAAACUCGUCUCGCCACCGACUACGUGCCCAUCCUCUACGGAAAAGAUGACACCCCUAGAAAGUCUGCAGAAUCAGACAACGCUCAUUCAGAACAUAGGCCGCACUGCCACGAGAAGAUUCCGGUGCUUCCUCGCUCCGAGUCCACCUCUGAAUUCCAGCCGUUGGAGGACAAGGAGGUCGAGUACUUCUUCGCUUCAGAUGCUUCAGCCGUCAUCGAACAUACCAACAGGGUCAUCUACUUUGAGGACGAUGAUGUGGCUGCAGUUAAGGACGGAGCGCUCAGCAUUCACAGGCUGCGUCGUUCUUUGGACGAUCCUCACUCCAGGGAAAUCACCACGCUGAAAAUGGAACUGCAGCAGAUCAUGAAGGGCAACUACAGCCAUUUCAUGCAGAAGGAAAUCUUCGAACAGCCCGAUUCCGUCGUCAACACCAUGAGGGGUCGCGUCAACUUUGAUAAUAUG